This is a messenger RNA of Siniperca chuatsi (mandarin fish), 3723 nucleotides long. RefSeq names its product potassium channel subfamily K member 16-like. The transcript has 6 exons. The record is from RefSeq and is a predicted model, not a curated record. Gene Ontology annotation, cellular component: membrane. Gene Ontology annotation, molecular function: potassium ion leak channel activity. NCBI's taxonomy places the organism in Eukaryota, Metazoa, Chordata, Actinopteri, Centrarchiformes, Sinipercidae. The coding region runs from base 2680 to 3552 and encodes 290 amino acids. Gene Ontology annotation, biological process: potassium ion transmembrane transport; stabilization of membrane potential.
GUAAGUGAUUCUUCACUAACUUCAGCCAUGAAGGGUAUAAGGACAACCAAGACUUUGGGUUGCAUCAUUAGUUAACUUAUCAUGCUGGAAAAACAGCCCAUUAGUAGUCAAAUAUAUUCCAUAUUACACCGAUACUGGGAUGCAGGGAAUCCACCCUCAGUUACAUUCCAAAGGCUGUAUUGAGGCGCUGACUGUGUCUCCAAGAUCUCCCUGAAAUAUGAGCCUGUAGUAUUGUACAGUAUAUAAGAUGAUAGCAAAUGAUAUAAGCAAAAUCAAUUAUUGUGCAGUGGUUUUACUAAUGGAUCGUCUGGUCCUUAAAAUACCCAUCCGUGCUCACUACUAUUCAGGGACACCGGGAGGUGGAGCCUAUCCCAGCAUGCACUGGGCAGAAGGCAUGUCUCCAGUCUGUACAUGGCUUCCUUAAGAAACAGUAUUUGAAAUUCAAAUAGGGUUACAAGCAUUUCUUUGCAUGGCGUAUUGAUUUUUGAGCAUUGAACUGAAUGAUCCAUUUAUGGAUGCUUACAGUCAAUUACGGUGACGUUUAAUAAUUCAGUGUAGAUAAUAUCGGUCAAGUUACAUUAAAUUGUCCGACUGCUCCAAUGCUCUUGACAUUCACCGUAUCCGUCGACGUCAGCUGGUAAUCAAAAUCUACCCAUCCAGUCACCUCAGAGCCAUCGCUACACGCCGACCCAAACAGGAGGCGACCUGUGAGCACUGGAACAACCUGUUUGCAUGGCUUUGCGUUGAUUUGUUUGACAGAUGACAAGCAGCUGCACAAUUUGCAUCCAGGCAGAGUUGCCUCGGAGAAAGAGCCUUCUUUGGUGAAGUCAUGAUAUCUGUUAUUUCUUUCAGUCACAGCAGUGACUUUCUUCACGACGUGUGUGUAUUCAAAGCUCUUUUUAAUUGAUGAAAUGGACACCAAAAUAGACACAAAUUACAUAAAAGCAGUGGUAGCUAGUGUCGUGUUUCCUUUAAUACUGGGAGUGUUCUCGGGGUGACAGGUAGCUCAAUAUUUUGGUUUUACAGUUUUACAACUCCACCACCCCCACAUACAGUAUAUAAGACUGUUAUUAAAUUUCAAAUGUCAACUUUGAGUAUAAACCUCUAGAGUUCAGGUGGAUUUUGGUUAAUUGUUUCUUUUGUCAGUUUAGCAGUAUAAAGUAUAAAGCUGCCAGGAACCCAAAAUACAAGAACAAUGACACAGGCACCUAUGAUAUAGUCUAUUUACAUGUAAAGGGAUUUGUUUUUGUGUCUUUUUAAUUGAAAGUCUAUGUGUGCCUCUAAAUCACUGAAACUAUUAAUAAUUCAGUUUUUAAAACGUCUUUCAAAAAAUGAUUUACAGUCAUGGUGAGAUACUGUGUGAAACCCCCACAACAGCACUUUGAACUGGUUUUCUCACCAUAUAUAAAGUUAUGUCACUAUAAAUAAAACAUGCUCACUGUCUUCACCGAUGAACAGACGACUCCAGAGGGUGCGUUUAAUAAUUCCUGCAACACUGGCAAUACGUGUUACAUAUCAUAUUAUAUAGUGUGACACGUAGCCAUCAUCGAAAUCCCACUGUUUAGCGUGUUCUUGCUACGCUGUUACUCCACCCCAAAUGGGAGUUUGGAGAGUUUUUUCAGGCAGGCAAGCAGUGACUCUGGGACACCAACCUACCAGAGCAGGGCUGAAAAUGUGUAUUAUAAUUAUAGCUGUAAUUGUUGGCAUCUAUUCAGUCAAGUCAGUGCUUUUCUUACAUCCUUUCAUGCAUUUUUAACAUGCCAGCUUUAUAUUGGUUUAUGGCCCACAAUCGAGCAGUGCUCUCUACACCUCUCCAAAAUGUCUUCUCUUUCCUCUCCAUCUGACCAUAAACAUGCCUGGCUCCUGAAUGUGGGGAAAAUGUCUGAUGAUUGUUCUAGCAGACUUCUUUGGGUUAGAAACGUUGAGCUUUUAGACUGAUGAGAUUUUGAAGUGUCCAUACUUAAAGUCAAUUUAUCUCCCUUGACAUGACUCAAGUUGUGGCACCAGUCAUUAUUAUUUCAACAGCAAUUUCUGCAAAGAAUGUCAAUUCAGGAAUCCAACAGUUUGUGGUUGAAAUACAUUUCCCGAUAAAAUUAGUCCCCGCAAUGCAGAGUCCUAUUGAAAGGCUCUGGCAUCAGCACUCCACAAUUGUGGGUGCUUGAACAACCAACAGCAGUCAGGUAAAAUAUUAACUUUUGUUCUGCUGACAAGAUGCUGCCACCGCUUCCUUAUUAGUUAACAGUUGCAAGUGUAUGUGCGCUAAUGGAGAGGAGGAGUUUGAUCGUUGCCCAAGCAACCCACAACUCAUCACCCGACACCUGUGUUCCUCUGAAGAAUCAGAGUAAGAGCACUGAGCGGAGAUGUUUUACCUUUUGGAGGAGUAUCCAGUUAGAGCUGUCCCUCCGAGUCCCAGCUGUACCAAACAUCAGCCUUUUCUUGAUGUCGCUGGGAUUUAAGAGCACUCUAAUAGCUGGCUCUCAUUUACUUGAAACACGUUUUUGUCUCACAAUUUCCUAUUCCCUCUUUUGGAGAAGAAUGCCACAGUCUUCAGUUAUGGAAGGUGUCUUUGGGGAACACAUUUCGUCAAGACAUUGACUGUUCGUCCUUUCCGAAGCGAUUAACCUCUUUUCUGAGUUUGAGCAUCAGCGUUUGUGUCCAUUCUGGUGCUGGAGGAGGUUGAUGGCGAGGUUCCAGAUGGUCCGGGUCAAAGUGAGCUGGACAGUACUUUUGGCUCUGGUCCACUUCACAUACCUGCUGGUUGGGGCCACCAUCUUCCAGAUACUGGAGCGAGAGGCUGAGAGCAACAACCGAAACCACUUCCAACUGGAGAAGUUGAAUUUCUUGGCUAAUUAUACCUGCCUGGACGGACCGGCCUUGGAGAAGUUUGUUCAGGUGAUUUUGGAUGCCUGGGAAAACGGAGUGAAUCCAUCAGGCAACUCAACCAACCCCAGUAACUGGGAUUUCUACAGCUCCUUCUUUUUUGCAGGCACAGUAGUCACAACUAUAGGCUACGGCAACCUCUCCCCCAGCACUGUAUCUGGCCAAGUGUUUUGUGUGUUCUACGCAAUGUGUGGGAUCCCACUGAACCUGGCCUUCCUCAAACAGCUGGGGAAGUGUCUCACCAUCCACCUGGGCCGACUGGAGAGGGGAAUGGUCUCAGUUGUUCCACACAAGCAGACAGUUGAGGCUCUGGCAGUGAGCUUGUUCUUCAUCACAGGCAGCCUGCUGUUCUUGGUCAUCCCUCCCCUGCUGUUCAGUUACGUAGAAGGCUGGACGUUUGGCGAGGGCUUCUAUUUUGCCUUCAUUACCCUCAGCACCAUUGGUUUUGGAGAUUAUGUGGUGGGGAGUGACCCAGGCAAGAAGUACAUCUCUCUGUACCGUAGCCUUGCAGGUGUAUGGAUCAUCUUUGCCUUGGCUUGGCUUGCUCUUAUCCUUAACAUGGGAGCCAGAAUAAUGGAGCAUGCGAUUGGCGUAACUCAUCCAGGCUUUAAGAAACACGAGGAGGAAGAGGACGUGUCAUCCAGUAAACUAGAAGACACGUCAAAGAUCUGAGAGUGGACUGUAAAUGGGACUAUCUACAUGUAAUAUUCACUAGGCCACUGGAGUGACUGAAACAGUAGUGCAGGUGGAGGUUCAUUUGCCUACAAUGCGUGCAAGACAAGAAGCCAAGCAGGUAAAGCCUCAGUCCUUGCUGUCCCCGGCUGCAGAGACUGAGACGCUGAG